UGGGGCGCGAGCGAGCGAGGAGUCGUCGUGCGCCGGCUGCCUCCACACACUGGCGACCAGCCGCGCUCCCGGGUUCGCGACGCCGUUGGGCAGUGGGUGCUAGUCGUGAGUGAUCAUGGUGACCAACAAGGAGAAGGAAAUUAUUAUUGACGCCAUUCGGGUCCUGCGCUCUCGCCGCGUCAGGCCCAGCGCUCGGAAGAUCGCUUGGUAUGCGAGGCGCGAACACCUCCUGUCGGAGGCGACGACGGAGGCGGUGCUGGACGAACUUGUGGAGUCCGAGGAUGUGCUGCGAGUGGAAUACAAGGGCGCCACGUCGUACCGAGUGGCCGCAUCGUGGUCCAAGGCGGCCCUGGUGCGCCGCCGGCCCACCCGCACCAAGGUGAAUGUGAUGAACAGCGAGUCCACUUGCCGGGCGCUGCGUCUGGCUGUGGCGUCGUGCGGGCCGGGGGGCGCCAGCAAGGAGGACAUCAAGGACAAGCUGGUGGCGUGCGGGCAGAGCCGCCUCGUGGACAAGCUGGACGUGCUCCUCCAUCGCGAGAUCCGGGCGGGGACACUGCUGCGGGUGGAGACCACGCACCGCACGGCUACCCUCAUCACGUACGUGGUGCCCGCCGACGCCCCCGCGCCCCCCGCCUCGCCGCCCUCGCCCGCGCUCGAGGAGGACGAGGCGGAGGACACGGACGCCGCAGAGGAGAUCCUGGAGGAGGCCGACGAUGACGAGGGCGCGGCGCAGGCGGCCGUCUUGCCGCACAGCUUCCUGGAAAUCAAGACGGAGGCCAACGGCGCGGCGGAGGACCAGGGCCAGCAGGGGCAGGACGGGCAGGCGCCGCCGCAGGCCGUGCUCGUGCCCCCGCCCUCGCCCUCGCCAUCGCCCCACGGCACCGCCUCGGCCGCCGCCGCCGCCGCAGCCGCCGCAAACACAAUCAGGCGCGGCAUGGGCGGCCUGAGGCGUGGGCGGCGCGGGCGGCCUCCCCUCAAGAGCUAUGCCAUCCCGCCGCCAUCCUCCUCCAGGGGAAGGACGCCCUCGCGAAGGAACAAGAGAGCCAAGAAGGUAUUCGACCCGAGUGAAGGGGGACUGGGAGUGCCAGGGCGUAAGAAGGCUGUAUACCGGUGCGAUGUAUGCUACCAGACAGUUAACCAGCACAGUGUUCAGGAGGACCUGUUGGUGUGCCACCGGUGCUCAGCCAGAGCACAUCCAAGCUGCAUGGGCUACAGUGCAGAGUUGGCCGUUCGCAGCCGCUUGGGGCCGUGGACCUGCAUGGACUGUAAACAUUGUGCCAUUUGUAAUAUGGACCAUAAUAUUGGAACCCUCAUCUUCUGCGAUGAGUGUGACCGCGCCUACCACCUGACCUGCCAUCAGCCGCCCCUCAGUGAACAGCUUCAAGGGUCCUGGAUUUGUUAUGCUUGUUCGCCUCAGUCCGCGCAGAAUUCCUAUGACUGUUUGCCUGGACUACCCAUGCCCAGAGACUCCCCUGUACCUGAUGAUGAGAGCCGAGGUUCCAGUGGUUCCUGGGACAACAAUAUUUAUGACCCGGAGAUCCCAAAUGUAACACACUGGACUGUGGACCAAAUUAUAGAGUACUUUGAUGAGAAGGGCUUCAAAAGUUUUUCCGAUGUCUUCAGAGAACAGGAUAUUGAUGGCACAGCGCUGCUGAUGCUGACCCGUUCGGACGUACUAAUGGGGCUGAACCUGAAGCUGGGUCCUGCCCUCAAGAUCUACAGACAAAUCCGAAUCCUUCAGACUAGGCUGACUAACCCUCCCUUGCCAUAAAUAUAUAGAGUGUAGGUCUAUGUCUUCUUUCUUAUGUGUAAGAACUCCACUGUGGUAAAGAUGUGAUCUCUGUAAACAUUGAUUUUUUUUUUUUUUCUCUCUCACCCUUUUAAGUUAUAUUCUUGAUAUUAUCUCUUAUAUCUAUUAUCUAAUAUUUACAUUAUUAUAUUGUAUUUCUUCUUUCUUGAUAGUAAUCUAUUUUUAAUUUUUUCUCUUCUCUCCAUUCCUCCAUCAUUGGCUGUUAAGACAGUUUGCAUUCCUUCUUGGAAUGGGAAAAAAAAGAAAAAGAAAUGGCAAUUUGUCACUUUAUUUUCUAUUGUUUUUUGUACCUUGAGGACAUAGUAAAACAAUGUGUAUAUAUUAUAUUUUAUAGUAUACGCUUUACAUCUGGCUGAUCUUUGGACAAGAUUUAUGCUAUCCUUGUUAUAGAGGAUUGACGUAGGUCUGUGCACGUCAUUUUCAUGUUCUCAUCUCGUUACAUUGUUGUAAUUGGCAUCUCCCCUCCCCCAUUUGUGAGGAGGAGGGCUGUCAAAUUUCGCUGCCAUUUGUAAAUUUUUUCACAAGUUUCUCCCGUUGUGAUCUUUCAUAUCAUGUAGAAUAAUCUCACUCUUUAUCUGUUGUUAUUUUGCCUAAGUUUUGUCAUUUACUUUUUGGUCCAAAUGACGUCUUGUUUUUCUUUUUUUUUCAUGUGAAAGUAAAGGUAAUGUUUUUUUGUUGUUUUUUUCCUUUUAUUUUUUGGGUAAUUUAUACUUUAUAUUAUAAUAAAAAAUACAGAUUUGGGAAUGUUCCAUUGGCUUUCUUUUAAGCUGUGAUUUAUAGUGGAUAUCUGCCUGUUAACACCACAAUGCUUGUCCAUAAUGCAUUCUGUAGAUCUUUAUAUUUUUAUUAUUUAAACAAAAUGUAUGUCUAUGUAUUUUUAUUUUUUAUUAUUUAAAAAAAGUGUCCAUUUUUUUCAAUUUAUAAAGAGAUCUGAAAAUACUUGUGUGUAAUUUUUGUGAAUACUAAUUGUAUAUGAGAUGUUUUUUGUAAUAUUUGGAUUUUUAUGAAACUGAAAGGCUUUGAUAUAA
Molecule: messenger RNA, 2838 nt
Organism: Penaeus chinensis
Lineage: Eukaryota; Metazoa; Arthropoda; Malacostraca; Decapoda; Penaeidae
Product: sterile alpha motif domain-containing protein 1-like
Exons: 6
Coding region: 116-1771 (551 amino acids)
Molecular function (GO): DNA binding; protein binding
Source: RefSeq, a predicted model, not a curated record